AUGCCUACAUCCUCUCCGUUCGAUACCACUAAUGCUUCAUCGUAUCAUCAUCAGGAUACUUUAACGAACGGGAAUUAUCAUCAAGAUGAUGAACAUUCAUCAUUGCUUGGAGGCAAUCAUCAUGGAUUUGCCUCAACAUCGGAAGAGCGAGGUUCUAUAAAUUAUUAUGGUCAGCAGGAAGUUCAACAAAUGACUCCGGAAGCAACUCAAUCAUCAUUCCUGCAAUGGAAUUUGAAAAAUUCUGAGGGUACUUUUUGUGAAAUGCAAGAACGUGAAAUGUUAAAAGAGCAUGAACAAGCUCUAGCUGAAUGGGAGCUAGAACAAAAGAACAAGACCUUUUACCAGCGAUGGUGCCCCAGUUUUGAUUUUAUGACCUCUUGCUUCAGGGGUUGUAGAGGAAGUGACGAAAAUCCUAUUGUUGACGACGGUACGGCGGAGCUGCAUGUGCAAAGAACGGACGCUAGACCUCAAAUUGUGCCAGAGUCAUUGAAACCAAAGAAGGAACACAAAUUAGGAGAGUUAUUUGCUACAGCAAUUUGUGGUAACGAUAUUACAAGCUCUUGCUUGUAUGUUAUUGGUGUCUGUAUCAGUUAUGCUGGAAUUUGGGCACCUAUUUGCCUCCUAAUGGUGAGCUUUUUACUGUUUUUGUUUCGGUCUAUUUAUGCUGAAGUGGGUUCUGCAAUUACUUUGAAUGGGGCUAGUUAUACCUUGCUUCUUAAUACCACAUCAAAGAAAACUGCUUCCUUAGCAGCAUGCUUGACAAUCAUCUCGUAUAUUGCAACAGCGGUGGUUUCUGGAACAUCAGCCAUUGAAUAUUUGAAAAACAUUCCAUACUGUGAACACAUUCCUCUCAUACCAUCCACUGUUAUUUUACUUGGUAUUUUUGCGUUUUUGAAUCUUAUUGGAAUUUCUGAAAGUGCUUUUGCUGCUGCCAUUAUUUUUGUUUUCCACAUUGCUUCUCUGUCAAUAUUAACUGUAUAUGGAUUUUUAUAUGUUUCAGCCACUAAUAGUUUUGAAAUGCUUCAGAGAAACUGGCAAUUAAGUAGUGCAUCAUUCUCUGCAUUGGGAAUAGUCAAAUCAAUUUUCUUUGGUUUCGGAGCUGCCAUGUUAGGUGUGACAGGAUUUGAAAGCAGUGCCAAUUUUAUUGAACAACAAAAACCAGGAGUAUUUCCAAAAACAUUACGAAAUAUGUGGACAUUGGUAUCAUUUUUCAACCCAGUUCUUUGCUUUAUUUCUCUAUGUGCUCUUCCUCUUUCUCAACUAACUGAUCCUAAACAAAAUGCUAGCUUGCUUUCUCAAGUUGGUAGAGCUUCUGCUGGACCUUGGCUUCAAAUUUUGCUUUCUUUUGACGCUGCUUUGGUUCUUAGCGGUGGUGUUUUGACAGCCUAUGUUGGUAUUGUUGGGUUGGUUCGUCAAAUGUCUAUGGACAGAGCUCUUCCUGCAUUUUUCCUCCAGGUUAACUCAUUCCGAAAAACGAACCACUUCAUUAUUAUACUUUUCUUUGUGCUUUGUGCCUCCAUGGUUACCAUUUUGAAUGGUGACAUUGAUGCUCUUUCAGGAGUAUAUACUAUCGCUUUCCUUUCCGUAAUGAUGCUUUUUGCAAUGGGUGACUUUUUACUCAAAUACAAGAGAGGUCAGAUUAAGAGAGACAGAAGAGCAAAAAAAUCAGUGAUUGUAAUUGCUAUCAUUGGUGUUGGAACUGCUUUAUUAGCAAAUAUUUUAGAAAAUCCAGAAUAUUUGAAAUAUUUCUUUAUUUAUUAUGCAAUUUGUGCUGUCACAGUUUUAGCAAUGUUUUGGAGAGUGAAAAUUAUGAAAUUCAUUAUUUAUCUUGUCUACUCCAAACUCAAAGAGUGGAACAUUGCCAAAUCAGUGACCAACAGGAUUCUCAAAUUCUUGGUUAGACAGGCCAAGGACGUAAAUAGCCAAUCCUUCAUUUAUUUUGCCAAGAACGAUGCAAUCUCCAUGUUGAACAAGGCGGUUCUCUACGUUCGUGAAAAUGAAUUGACAGAUUGGAUCAAAAUUGUGCAUGUGUACAAAACUGCCAAGAGUGAAGAAGAACACAUCGAACAACAGAAACUUAUCAGUCGAUUGAAAAAUGACUGUAAAACCUUGGACGAAAUUUAUCCAAGAAUGAGAAUAGAUUUUGUCGCCAUUGAAAGUGAAAAGGGUUUUGGCCCUGACAUUAUCAGAUUGAUUGAAAGUCGAUUUGGUAUUCGAAAGAAUUUAAUGUUCAUUUCCUGUCCUUCCGUAAAAUUCAAGGUCAGCGACCUUGGAGGAGUUCGUAUCAUUACCAACGAUCACCAAAACUGA
Molecule: messenger RNA, 2310 nt
Organism: Naegleria lovaniensis
Lineage: Eukaryota; Heterolobosea; Eutetramitea; Acrasida; Naegleriidae
Exons: 6
Coding region: 1-2310 (769 amino acids)
Biological process (GO): transmembrane transport; amino acid transport
Cellular component (GO): membrane
Molecular function (GO): amino acid transmembrane transporter activity
Source: RefSeq, a predicted model, not a curated record